Anopheles nili is the source of this 3858-nucleotide messenger RNA. Its product is annotated as trithorax group protein osa-like. The transcript has 2 exons. Gene Ontology annotation, molecular function: RNA polymerase II cis-regulatory region sequence-specific DNA binding; DNA-binding transcription factor activity. Lineage: Eukaryota; Metazoa; Arthropoda; Insecta; Diptera; Culicidae. The record is from RefSeq and is a predicted model, not a curated record. Bases 1 to 3858 code for a protein of 1285 amino acids. Gene Ontology annotation, biological process: regulation of transcription by RNA polymerase II.
AUGGCCAGUAAUGGGGGGACUCUACACGGGGUUCCCCAGAGUGUCGCUCAGCAACAGCAGCAGCAACAGCAACAACAGCAGCAACAGCAACAGCAACACAUCUGCGGCCAGUGUGGGUUGUACUUCGAGAGUGCAUCGUCGCUGCAGGUGCAUCAUAUGCACUACCAUCAGCAUGACAGCAUGAGCCGUUGGGGUUCGCAACAGGCAGUGGUCAGUACAACGCUAGCAACAACUGCGGUUGCGACAACAACAACGGCGGCGGCCAUUACGACAAACGGUACUGUUCCCUCGUCAACAACGCCGACUUCCUCCGACACGGAGAACAACAACCAGCCCGGUUCGCACACACCCAAACCGAUCGCAUCUCCGCAACAUCAGCAACAGCAGCAGCAGCAGCCGCAACAACAACACCACUCGACGACGAUAGCGGCAGCCGCCGAUUCGAGCGAUAAUCAGCCGCCAACUCCGCAACCCACCAUCACGGAGCCUGGAACUCCGCAAAGUUACGGUGGCGGUGGAUCAUCACCCUACCACGUGCAACAGCAACAGCAGCAACAAGUGAACCAGCAGUUGGGGUUACCCACGGGGGUUACCUCAGGAGAGAUGCACUACCCAAGCUACAUCCAUCCGGGGUAUGAUCCGGGAAGCUAUUACGCCGGUGGUCCAGGUUCCGGUUUGGACUAUGGAGGUGUUCUUGGAGCACCUCUGCAACCGACGGACUACAAGUCCAGCUCGUCGGUAGUGUCCUCGGCUCGCUAUCAUCCCUAUGGUGGAGGAUCGGGCAGCAAUGGUGGCGGUGUUGCGGAUGGAUCCUCACCGGCUGUGGUCGUCAGUAGCAAUGGCGGUGGUUCGGCUGGGUUGAGUCCUCAGGUGGUAAGUUCCUCGAACGGUGUUACCGCAGCAGCAGGUGUUGGCGGUGGUUCGACGGCUCCUGUAACAACCGUCGCCAGCACUACCUCACAGGUGGCAUCGACUCAUUCACCUCAGAACAAUGGCACUGGCGGUGGUUCGAACAUUCCGCCAACUCCUUCACCAUCACCUAUCCAGUGCGAGAAGUGUGGACUCGUUUGUGAGUCAGAUGAGGCGUUGCACGAACACGAGAGUGCGGCUCAUUCUGCACAAGAUCAGCAGCAACGUGUUGAUCAGCAGGUUCAGCAAGAUCUUCAGGGUGGCAACACUGGACCGAACUGCUACGGUGGAUAUGGUGGUGGAACACCGGUGUAUCCGGGUGUGAAGGAGGAAGCACCAGCCUCAGACAUCCUGGAUCUUGACUCCCAGAAGAUGGUUGGGUAUGGAUCUGCGGCUGAUGGUGGUCUAUUGCCUCCAAUGAACUCACUGCAUCCGUUGCAGUCGAUGCAACGACAUCCGAUGAUGGCUUGGCCACAUCAUGAUCCUCACAAUUUUAUGGGACCUCCACCACUUCCCCCACCGCAUGGUGGUAAUGGGAGUGUUGUCGGGGGUGACAUGAAACAUUCAGCCGCUGCAGCCGCCGCUGCCGCAGCCGCCUACUACCAUCAUCCGAUCAAGUCGGAGUACUCCGCGACUCCUACGAUCAAGUCGGAGUAUCUCGGUGGUGGUGGUGGUGUUGGUGGUGGCAUUGGACUUGGUGCAGGUUUAGGCCACUAUGGAGGUGCUGGAGGACCGAUGGUGAAGAAUGAGUACAGUCUCGCACCUACCCUCCCACCACCGGCCGUUGCCCCUCAACCGACGAACGCCCAGUCGAUGAAACAGUACGCGGACGAAAUGCACGACAACCAGCUCGCGACGAGUCCGUCCGAUUUUCCAAGCACAACGACGCCACAGGAAAGUGGUUCACAGUACCGCACCUUCGAGCCGGCCACCUCCUCACUCCCCGGUCCGGCAGGACCCACAAAAGGUACGGCAUGGAAAUCGAACGAAGCACGGCGCCCAAAAACGUACAACUGUACGGCGUGCAACAAGUGGUUCACGAGUUCGGGACAUCUGAAGCGGCACUACAACACGACGCUGCACAAGAACGCGGUCAAAUCGAGUGGCCAACCCGACCCGGCAACCCUCCCGAUUAGUGUGCACCAUCAUCCGGGUCGUGACCCGAAUUAUGCGAGCAAAGGACGUCGUGGAACGGGCGCAGGUCCUGGCGGUUCUAACGGAGGUCCUGGCAGUUCGCAGCUGCAACAACCACUCCAGCAACCAGUACCACCACCUGACCCUCCCAGAAGCCCACAAGAGUAUGGUGGCGGACCGGGGGCGUACGGUGCGUCGGGGUUUGCGACGGCCGGAGCUUCACCCGGUCAGCAUGUUGUUCCGGGCGGCGGUCAAGUCGUCAGCUCGAAUCAAUCACCGGGGUUUCAUCACCCGUACGCCGGCAGCGUGGGCGGCAGCGCGAACGGCAGCAACAACAGCAGCAGCAGCAGCAACAACAACAGCAGCAGCAGCAACAACACCACCACCGCCAGCUCCACUUCUUCAGCGGUUCCCCCAAACGGGGUAGCAGGUCCCUCCGUCCAAGUCUCCCCACCGAGGGGCCUGCAGAUUUACUCGAACAGCAGCAACAGCCGCACGGCGGAGCCAACGGAGCAAGCCACCCAUACCAUUACCACCAUCCUCACGCCCACCACCCUGCCGCCCACCUACACGGCGGCCAUCCCGGGCACCAUCUGCAUCAGCACCCCCAUCCCCACCACGCCCACGGACACCCGCACGCGCCUCAUCACGGACCAUCGGCAGCCGCCGCUGCAGCAGCCGCCGCAGCAGCCGCUGCCGCCGCCGCACACCAUCAGUUCAAUGGAGCCCUACCACCACCACCACCCCAUCCAUCCCACGCAUCCGCCCACAAUGCACACCAUCUCCAGUCCUUUAACUAUCAGCACCAGCAUUCCAUCCUUCCAAACCAUCCUGCCGGAGGGGCCGAAUUAUCACCUUAUUAUUGGUAAUGUGGCCGCUGGUGGUCAGAUGGCGCCAAGCCCGCUCUAUGGCGGUCAGCAACAAUGGACGAUGGAUGGCGGUGAAGGUUUGAUCGAAUCGACAACUGGCGGUCGUGGCGGUCAGUUGGGGUUUCCUCGGUGUACGGGGGGCGCCGAGCUGUAUCAGGGGGAUACGGCGCCCCCCUUUUCACCUAACGUACCGGACCAGUACCAGCGGCCGAGUGGCGUCUCAACUGGAGCAACGGCGACGCUCAUGACGAUCCUGGACGAUCCUCAGCAGCAGCAGCAACAGCAGCAGCAAGGAAAAUACGGCGAGUACCACGCCGUACAUCCUUACCAGGAGCAGCAGUUGUACCGAGUGGCGACACCUCAGCUGGCGGCCACUGCACCCGCAAUUUCACCAGCACCUUGCUCCCCAAGUGUCACGUCCACGGACGUGGGGUUAGCUCGAGGUCGAAACCGGGGCAAUAGCGGUGGUGGGAACGGUGGCAGCGGCUCGGAUCAAUCCGCAGACAAACCCCCGGAGGUGCACCGAUGCAUCGAGUGUGACAAGGUGUUCAACAAGGUGUGCUAUCUGACGCAGCACAACAAGACGUUCCACUCGGGCGACAAACCGUACAAGUGUCAUCGAUGCGGUAAGCGUUUUCCAUGCAACCAAUCGUACGAGGAGCAUCUGGCCAAGCACGGGGGCGAGAAACCGUUCAAGUGCGAACAGUGCCCGAAACAGUUCAACCACAAGACGGACCUGCGGCGCCACAUGUGCCUGCACAGCGGCUCCAAGCCGUACGCGUGUGUGCAAUGUGGUAAGGGUUUUAUCCGCAAGGAUCACAUGAUCAAGCACUCGGAGACGCACCGGAAAAGCGCGGCGGCUGGCCACGAUCGUGGAGGGCAGAAGCGCGCAGGGCAGAAGGGUGGCUACCGGGCGAAGGCUGGUGUUGGUGUGAUGGAUGAAUGA